This is a messenger RNA of Pongo pygmaeus (Bornean orangutan), 526 nucleotides long. Its product is annotated as protein FAM25E. Lineage: Eukaryota; Metazoa; Chordata; Mammalia; Primates; Hominidae. The coding region runs from base 1 to 468 and encodes 155 amino acids. The record is from RefSeq and is a predicted model, not a curated record. The transcript has 2 exons.
AUGUAUAGGUCCAUUGUGAGGAUAAGUGGGUCAGCACUGAGCCCUCACCCUGGACUCGGGGGGCAUGGGCCUGCUGUGAGCCCUCUCCCUGGACUGGGAGGGCAGCGGGCUUGCUCUGAGCCUUCACCCUGGACUCAGGAGGGCAGUAGGCCUGCUCUGAGCCCUCACCCUGGGCUGUGGGGGCAGUGGGCCUGCUAUGAGCCCUCAUCCUGGACUCAGGGGCAGCGGGCCUGCUCUGAGCCCUCACCCUGGACUUGUCUCCUCUGUUCAGUUCAUGCCGUGGAGGAAGUGGUGAAGGAGGUGGUGGGACAUGCCAAGGAGACUGGAGAGAAAGCCAUUGCCAAAGCCAUAAAGAAAGCCCAAGAGUCAGGGGACAAAAAGAUGAAGGAAGUCACUGAGACAGUGACCAACACAGUCACAAAUGCCAUCACCCAUGCAGCAGAGAGUCUGGGUAAACUUGGACAGUGAGUGCACCUGCUACCAUGGCCCACCCUUCCCGAGUCUCAAUAAAAAGCCGUGAAAUGUG